Messenger RNA from Megalobrama amblycephala (Wuchang bream), 1908 nucleotides. RefSeq names its product complement C1q-like protein 2. Gene Ontology annotation, molecular function: protein binding. The transcript is spliced from 5 exons. NCBI's taxonomy places the organism in Eukaryota, Metazoa, Chordata, Actinopteri, Cypriniformes, Xenocyprididae. The coding region runs from base 78 to 935 and encodes 285 amino acids. The record is from RefSeq and is a predicted model, not a curated record.
AAUCAGGACACUAUAAAAGGAACAUGAGAGGCUGUGAGGAUGACAGAGCAAGAGCUGGAAACAAACAUCAGUGAAGAAUGAAGGCUUUAGUAUGUAUACUGCUGCUGUUGGAAACCUUUGUGUUUGUCGUCCAGCAGCAGGUAGAUGGAGGACUCAAUGAGAAUGAGAUCAGUCAACAGAUCAGCUCUGAGGACGGAAGACAGAAUCCACCUCAAACAGACACUUUGAGAGCUGAAGCUUCAACUGACAGCCAACAAUACUGUGAUCUGGGCAUCCCUGACAUCCAUGCAGCACUGAGAGAACUGACCGCCACCGUUACAGAGCAGAAAGAAAACAUCAGAGAACUGACCGCCACCGUUACAGAGCAGAAAGAAAAGAACAGAGAACUGACCGCCACCGUUACAGAGCAGAAAGAAAACAUCAGAGCUUUAGAGACGCGAUUAAUGGAUGAGAUAAACAAGAAAAAUGAUGAAAUUUCAAAUCUUACUCUGAGUCAAGUGGAGUUGAGAAAGGAAAAUAGAGACAGAGAAAUAGCUUUUUCAGCUUCAAUGAUGGAAUCUGGCGAUGGAUAUAUUGGUCCUUUUUCCACUGAAAUCACACUAACCUACAGGAACGUCUUCACAAACAUAGGGAACGCCUACAACCCAAUUACAGGUGUUUUCACAGCCCCACUGAAAGGAGCGUAUAUGUUCAGAAUCUCUGUACAUAGUAUUGCCCCAACAGCAGCAACUGCAGGCAUUGUUAAGAAUGGACAGCAUGUGGUUAUAGCAGAUGCUUUUCAGCCUCAGGGUGGGUUAAACUCCUCAAAUGGAGUUGUGUUGAUCCUGGAGGUUGGAGAUGUUGUCUAUGUGAGACUUUGGUCUGGCAGGAGGAUAUAUGAUAGCUAUAAUAAUCACAACACUUUCAGUGGUUUCCUGCUGUUUCCCUUAAGAUAACAGGAGCUGAUUAUGAUUCCAAUAAUUCUGAACCUUCAGCGUAUGAUUUAAGAUGAAAAUUGUGAAGAAUCAUUAACAUAUGAACCUGUAUUAAUGAGGACUAAUGUGGGUUUGAAAUCUGCAGUAGAUUACUGUAUUAAAGUCAGUAUAAUACACUAUACUCAUUGAUGCAUCCAAAAUGGUCAAUAUUCAUAUUCAUGCACUUUAAUUAAUAUUUAUUUUAAACGUUUAUGGCUUAUCAUUUAUCAGUUUCACUUUUGAUUUCCUAUAUUUAUGUACUAAUACUUUAUAUAUUAAUUCUUAUCAUAUUUUCAAGGAUUUACUUGUUAUUGUACCCUUAUGGUUAUUUUAUAUUUAAGAGUAUGCUUGUUAUGUUCAAUUGUUCUUCAAGUGUUCCAGUGUGAGAGGUCACGCUGACACGGUUGUGGUUAGACAUUGGACGCCUGCCAAGUGCUGUAUAAGUGAUGUUUUUCAGAGUUAACCAUUUGAAUUUGAAAUCUGAUCAAAAUAUGUCUGUUAUUAUUCCUGAUGACAUUUAAAAGGGUAAGAUUUGCAAAAUUCCCAAAGGGGGUCAAAACAACUCUUAUAUCUAUUUUUGACACUGGGUAAAACCAUUUAACCUUUUCUUUUAACAAAAACAUCCGUUUGUGUGGGAUGUAAAUUUCCCUAUAUGCUCAUGGUAUAAAGCUGACCGGGUCAUUGAUAAUUCAGCUUUUUCCCUCCUUUGCUCUCCUUGGCUUCUACUUCUUGUCUCUUAUCUGCAAAUGUCUUAAUUAUUGCUCUUUUUGAUCUUCAUCUAUUAGAUACAAUACUCUAAAUUAUACAAUACUCUAAAUUUAUUAUUAACUAUUGACUGCUUCUUUAUGAUGGUUAUCUUGCCUUUUGGUUUUACUAAGUAUUUUCAUUAUCGAUUAAAGUUUGCGUGUGAGGCUAAAUUUAAUUGUAAUGAAUAAAUAAUUUUUCAUCAACUUUA